This is a messenger RNA of Triticum turgidum subsp. durum (durum wheat), 849 nucleotides long. The record is from the annotation of a GenBank genome assembly. NCBI's taxonomy places the organism in Eukaryota, Viridiplantae, Streptophyta, Magnoliopsida, Poales, Poaceae.
AUGUCGGAGAUACUCGCGGCGGUGCGGGGAUUCCACGAGGAGCCGGCGGAGGCCAAGGCACCGUACUACAGCCGGGACCUUGGUCGGCCCGUGAGGUACUGGAGCAACUUCGACCUGUUCCAGUCACCGGCGGCCCAGUGGUGCGACACCUUGUACAUGGAAACGACGCCGGAGCUGCCGCCACCGGAGGAGAUCCCACCCGCGUGCCGGCCCAUCGCGCUGGAGUACGGGAGGCUGAUGCAGCAGCUGGGACGCACCCUGCUUGAGCUGCUGUCGGAGGCGCUGGGCCUUCACAGUGGCCACCUGGAGGAGGACGCGGCAUGCCUGGAGAGGCUCGCCGGCCACUACUACCCGUCCUGCCCGGAGCCGCACCUGACACUGGGUACCACACGCCACUCCGACCCUUGCUUCCUCACCGUGCUUCUCCAGAACGCCGUCGGCGGCCUCCAGGUGCUACUCAAGGAAGACUACUAUGGCGGCAACAACAACAACAACAACAACAACAACAACAACAACAACAACAACAACAACAAGUCGUCUGUGGUGUGGGUGGACGUACCGGCGGUGGAAGGUGCGCUGGUGGUGAAUGUCGGUGACUUCCUGCAGAUCGUCUCCAACGACAGGUUCAAGAGCGUGGAGCACCGCGUGGUGGCCCAGAGCACCGGGUCUCGCGUCUCCGUGGUCUGCUUCUUCCGAAGACAGGACGCGCCCACGUCCACCAGAGUGCUAAGGCCAAUCGUCGCUGACGGCGAGGCGCGCUUCAGGAGCACGACGAUGGCAGAGCUGAUCCAGCACAACAGGGCCAAGGGCCUCGACGGCAGCUCUGCGCUGCAGCACCUGAGGCUCUGA